This is a messenger RNA of Lecanosticta acicola, 585 nucleotides long. The record is from the annotation of a GenBank genome assembly. NCBI's taxonomy places the organism in Eukaryota, Fungi, Ascomycota, Dothideomycetes, Mycosphaerellales, Mycosphaerellaceae.
AUGAAUGGCCCCAUCAGAUCCUUUAACCUCAUCAAUCGACAUACUUUCUCCACGAAGGAUCUCGAGCUCCAACAGAACCAGCGCACUAUCCUCUGGAUCCACGUCAACACCGGCUUCCUCUCCAAGCCACAACUCAACCUCCACCAGAAUGGCCCCUCAGGCCCCAUCGUCGCUUCUGCAAAACUUCGAAAUUUCUCCUCCGGCAUCCAAGUCUCUCUAGGAGGCGGACCCUGGGCCGACGUCCCCGCAGAAGGCUUCAUAACGAAACAAUAUCCUUUCUAUUUCGGGGACAGGAAAUUCGUCUGGAGACGAACACGGGACGGAGCGCUGGGAGCGAGUACUUUCGGGGCCGGGGAUUUCAAAUUAUUGGAUGCGAGUAAUGAGGGGGUUGUGCUUGCGGUCUGGAUCAGUGAUAAUAAGUGGUUCAAUAUGCACGAGAUUGGGAGGGUGGACUGGUUUGUGGAUUUGGGAAGGGAUUUGGAAGUUUUCGCUCUUAUCGUUAUCCUUGGGAUUGGGGAGAAGUUGAGGAGGGAUUCGAGUGGUGCUGCUGGUGGGGCGUCGGGCGGUGGUGGUGGAGGUGGGUGA